GUUUAUAUAUCCGCUCUGAGUUGUUUGUUCUGCAGCUUCACAGCACCGAGGAAACACCAGCAGCUCCUCUCUGAACUCCGCUAGAAAAUAAUCUCCAAAUCUUAAAGCUGCUGAGAGGAAGCCAUGGCGCCGGUCAUCCAGAUCCCACCUCACCACUACAUCCACGUGCUGGACCAGAACACCAACGUCACCCGCCUGGAGACCGGACCGCUCAACUACAUCCACCAGAACAGGGAAAGAGUGCUCUUCUCUCCGAAGCGUAUGAUCACUGUGCCGCCACGUCACUACUGCGUGGUCGCCAACCCUGUGGCCCGGGAUGACAAAGGUCAGGUCCUAUUCGACAAAUCCGGUCAAGCCAAACUUCGCUACGGGGACCAGGAGACCCGUCUGACCCAGGAUCCGUUCCCGCUGUACCCCGGAGAGGAGAUCCAGCAGGAUGUGACCCUCCUGCUGACGGUGGCAGCGGGCACAGGGCUGCGUCUGAAGGCUCUGCUCGACUUCGAGGACGAUGGAGGACAGAAGAGAGCAGCUGGAGACGAGUGGCUGUUCAAAGGGCCGGGAACCUACAUCCCGAGGAAGGAGGUGAAGGUUGUGGAGACCAUGAAGGAUCCCGAGGAAGUAAAACGUAUCCUUAAAGUCGCAGGGGCGGUUACCGGCAUCGCAGUAGGUGCAGUGGGAGCCGUGGCCCUGGCCCCCGUUGCCCUGGCAGCUGUAGGUUUCACCUCAGCCGGCAUAGCGAGCGGCUCCAUCGCUGCCGGCAUGAUGUCCAGCGCCGCCAUCGCUAACGGAGGAGGAGUCGCAGCAGGAAGUCUGGUCGCUAUUUUACAGUCAGCAGGUGCAGUCGGCCUGUCAGCAUCAGCCUCUGCAGCUGUUGCCAGCGCUGGAGCUGCAGUGGGAGGAGCGGUCGGAGGAGCAGCAGGUUGGCUGACGGGAGUCUUUCGCAAAAAACCUCCCCCGAAGGAAUAA
Messenger RNA from Scomber japonicus (chub mackerel), 966 nucleotides. RefSeq names its product major vault protein-like. The transcript has 8 exons. NCBI's taxonomy places the organism in Eukaryota, Metazoa, Chordata, Actinopteri, Scombriformes, Scombridae. The record is from RefSeq and is a predicted model, not a curated record. Bases 124 to 966 code for a protein of 280 amino acids. Gene Ontology annotation, cellular component: nucleus; membrane; cytoplasm.